Molecule: messenger RNA, 1212 nt
Organism: Effrenium voratum
Lineage: Eukaryota; Dinophyceae; Suessiales; Symbiodiniaceae
Source: the annotation of a GenBank genome assembly
AUGAUGGUUCUCUUCUCUGGAAUCGGGCCAACAGCGAAGGCUCAAGAGAAUGUGGCGGUUGGUGUCGGGGCAUUGGCAGGCAGCACCAUCAUGCUGCUGACCAUCCCCUGGUUCCUGGGAGUGCUGGGAGGCCGCGUGGACUAUGUUGGGGGGAAGUGCCUGUAUGCCCAAGAGCCCAAGAUUCAGAAGACCGGAGUCUACAAUACCUUCUUCCGCAAUGGCAUCCGAUACAAGCCAGAAAUUAAAGCCAAUGCGAAGAUCAUGCUCAUCACCUCCAUGACGUACUUAGUCAUCCAAAUUCCUGCCCUCUAUGUGGACAACCAGCAACCCACCUCAUCAUUGAAGGCCAUCACUCAUGAGAAUAAAAAGGAAUCUGCCUGGGCCUUGCUGGGCAUGAUCAUGUGCAUUGUGGAGUUCGGAGCGUACUUGUACAUGCAAUAUGCAGCCGCUUUGCCUGAACAGCAAGUUCCGCACUCUGUUUCCAGCGCGGAGAUGCUGAAGGCCAAAGUUGCCGGCUGCAUGGGUUGGAUGCGUGAGAAGAUGGCUGGCGUGGGACUUGCCCCGGCAAAAGCACGCAACUACACCACCGCCAUCAUGCGGGCACAAGAGCUGGGCGUGAAAGCUUGGAUGGAAGAGUUUCGACGCGAUUGGAAGCUGACUGAGAACAGCGAGGAGAAAAACAAAGCGCUCUUGGAGAAAGUGAGCUUUCCGCAAGAUUUCCUCCAGACGCUAGCUAUGUGGUACAGAAAGUACUCCAGCCAAGAUGGACGCAUGGGAGAGUUGGAUUUUGACAAUCUGCUGCGCAGCCUGCACUUGCACGGCUACAACGCCAAUGAGCUCUUCAAGAAGGUCGAUACAAACAGCGAUGGCAGCAUUGACUUGGAUGAGUUCACGGAAUGCUUUAAGCACUUGGCAUCGCUACCACCAAAUGCUCCGCAGGGCAGGAGGACAAAGCGACAGUCGCAGCUGCAGUCAGCCUCGGAGAAGUUGAAUGCAGAGGUGGCGGCUUCUGCUGAAGAAGCCCCAGAAGAAGAAGAGGAUGAGGAGGAGGAAGAAGAGUCCAUGCCAGAGGAGUUCAAGGAAAUGAGUGUCGCAGAUCAGAGGCGUCAAAUCCUGCUGAAAUCCGGUUAUCAGAUGGGUUUGGGCACUCUCUUGGUUCUGAUCUUUUCGGACCCCAUGGUGGACGUCCUCGCUGAGAUCGGGCGCGCCCAU